UGCAGGACACGAGUUCAUUUCGCCGUUAAAACAUUUCGUUUACACGUUUUCUUGGGUGUUUGUUUUAUUCGAUUUUUUGUACAUUGAUUACUAGAGCAAAGCGAAAACUCGUAGGUGACUUUUGUUUAAAGUGUUAAGUGUUUUGCGUUACUUCCAAGGACCCCCAAGGACCAUUGUUGAUGAAAAGGUAAGCUCAAGCUCGCGAGAAACAGUGAUGACACAUUAGGAAAAAGGUCAAUUCUCUUGCUAUUAAAUUAGGCCAAAAAAGGUGUUUUCAAGAUGGUCUAUAGAAAACUCUUAAAGAAAUGGUGGAUUAUGGUAGCAGUAUUUUCCUUGCUCACUACAUCAUUCUACAUCUAUGAAUAUUCACAAGAAAAGAAUAUAAGCUUUAAGACAUUAAUGGGAACUUCUCAGAAUUUAGCAACAGUAUUAAGUCAACAUCAUCCUGGUUCAAAAUCUGGCAAAUGUCGACUUCCAGUACUUGAUCCAUGGCACUCAAGUGUGAAAAGUUUAGUAAAAGAUCCUGGUAAACUUAAAUGUGGAGUUAGUCAGUCGACAUUUGAGAAUAAUACACUGUAUGUGGAUGCAAAUAAUGCAGUGUCUGUGAGUUAUCGUAUCAUUCAACGUCCAGCUGGGGACGAUUUUUCAAGGAGUCUCUCUGAACCCUUUUCGAUAUCCCAACAAACAACUAAUACCAAACCAAGCCAAGUCAUACCAGGUAUAUCUGGAUGUUUAAUCCACAUCGAAAGCAAGAAAUGUUUACAUCCUAAUGGUGGUGAACUCCAACCCAAAGAGGGCACACCGCUAGUGUUCCAUUCAGAUUGUUGCUUUAGACGCAUUGAGUUCAAAAUGGCAGAAGAUAAAAGCAUUGUCCAUGUGCCCAGUGGACUUUGCAUAAAUGUGAAGGAUGAUAAAGUUGUUCUUGAUAAGGAAUGCUCAACAAAGUUCACAGUUGACAAUGGCACACUUCACGUGACUGGGAAAGACCUGUGCUUAGGUAGUGUCGAACGAUUACCUAAAAAUAAUGAAAAUGUGAUGAUGGGAAGGUCUUGUUCUCAUGUCUUUGGUCUUGUGACUAUGCAAGGUAAAGGAGUCAAAGCAAGUACACUUAUCAAUGCUGAUUUUAUUCGCGUCGACAUCAAGCAAGGUGAUGGAAAGCCCGACAUUACAGAACUCCAUAUGCAAGCAGCCCCCAAACCAGACGCUCUUAAAAGAGUGCGAAAACCCACAGGGAUCCCGAUCAACAUUGGUUUGAUAAUGUUUGACUCCACUUCAGCUGCGAAUUUCAUUCGUCAAAUGACGAAAUCAAAUGAGUAUCUGAAGACAAGGCCAACGAUCUACAUGAAAGGACAAACUAUCGUUGGAGAUGGUACUACAGCCCAGCUCUGCGCAAUGCUUACUGGGAUAGCGGAAAAAGACCAACCGGAAGCAAGGCGUUCCAAACCUAAUUCUAAAGUAGUUGAUGACUGGAGAUGGGUGUUCCGAGACUAUCGUAAUCACGGCUAUGUGACCAUGUAUAGCGAGGAUUCUCCAAACUAUGCUACCUUUAACUAUCGUUUACAUGGUUUUAAAAACCCUCCAACUGAUCAUUUCGGCAGGUAUUUCUGGAUGGAAGGUGAACGUCACCGACACAAUGCCCAGUGCGCUGGAAAAGACGCAAUGCAUCGCCUAACUUUCAAAUAUUUCUUAAGCUUCUUUCGUACGUACAAGAAAAAGUCCAAAUUUGGCUUCUUAAAUUUGGCUGAACUCACCCACAAUGAUAUUAAUCCUAUCAAGUACGCGGACGAAGAUCUUAUGAAAUUAUUACAGAACAUGGAAAAAGAGGACUUUCUAGAAGACACCAUUCUCUUCAUAUUUGGAGAUCAUGGUAUCCGAUAUGGAAAAAUGAGACAAACUAUUCAAGGGAAACUCGAAGAACGGCUUCCUCACAUGUCCAUUACUUUCCCAACAUGGUUUCCAAAGAAACAUCCAAAACUAUACGAAGCCGUCCAGCACAAUAGUCAUCUUUUAACRACACCAUUCGAUAUUUAUGCUACAUUACAACAUGUUCUUUCUUAUCCAUCUGCUCCUAAAGGCAUCCAUGUUGGACAGAGUCUGUUUUAUCCUAUUGACGCGAAGAACCGUACAUGUAGAAAUGCCGGAGUUGAAGAUCAUUGGUGUCCGUGUUUGAAUUUUGAAAGUGUUCCCAUAAAUGAACCCAUUGUUAAACGACUUGCCAUUUUCUCUGUUGAAUCAAUAAACAAACAACUUGAAAACGAGGGCAGCAAAGUGAAGUCAAUUUGUCAUAAACUAACUUUGAAAGAAAUCAAAAGUGCUUCUCGUGAAAUGCCAAACGAAGUUGUGCAAAAGUUCAAACAGACGAAUCCCAAUCAAAAGUGCGAUUCUUGUGAAAUAGUCCUUGGUGGGAAAGAUGAAAAUACUCUGGCUGAAGACACGGCGUAUCAGAUUCAAUUCAUAACAUCACCUAACAAUGGCUUUUACGAGUCAAGCAUUCGAGUUGAAAAAGGAAAGCCAAGCUUGACCGGAUCGAUCAGUCGGAUUGACUCGUAUGGGAAUCAACCCGAUUGUAUUGCUCAUGAUUUUCCUCAUUUACGAAAAUACUGCAAAUGUAAAUAGUUCGGUUUUUUUUAAUUUAUUAUAUCACUUAGCUCGAAACGGUAGGGUUUUUUUUAUUUUGCUCAUUCAAAGCGUUUUUACGGAAAACUAUAAACAAGCAAGUGUCUUCUUAGACUGAUUCCAUAAGCCAUAGUAUUAGCUCCUCGAUUUUUCGGUUUGUCGCUCAAAUCGGUGAGUGACGGAGAGGGAACUGGUACCGACUUAUGGAAUCAGUCUAGUUCUUCUACUUUAGCAUAGCCUCCUUUGCAGAUGUUAUUAGUAUCGGUCAUAACGUCUGAAAAGGGGGCUAGUUUCACCAGUGUUCGUGUAUUCAUUAUUAUUUAUUAUUAUAUUACUAUUGUAUAAAUUUUGCAUGCCAAACUCAAUUCCGAGGAAGAUUUCAUUUUCAAUAAACCUAAAUCGGAAUCAAGAGAAAUAAAACUUAAAAUUGUGUGUAUGAGCUGUGGGAGAGAUUCUUGUUGUACUGUAUUUUUUAUUAUAAAUUAUUUUUUGAUAUAUAAUGCAUUCUCUGAUUGGCUGACGAACGUGUUUAUAUUAGAGGACAGAGACACGGCUUACC
Exaiptasia diaphana is the source of this 3175-nucleotide messenger RNA. RefSeq lists its product as uncharacterized. Lineage: Eukaryota; Metazoa; Cnidaria; Anthozoa; Actiniaria; Aiptasiidae. The transcript has 6 exons. The record is from RefSeq and is a predicted model, not a curated record. Bases 280 to 2616 code for a protein of 778 amino acids.